Molecule: messenger RNA, 948 nt
Organism: Drosophila ananassae
Lineage: Eukaryota; Metazoa; Arthropoda; Insecta; Diptera; Drosophilidae
Exons: 3
Coding region: 122-592 (156 amino acids)
Biological process (GO): regulation of synaptic transmission, cholinergic; positive regulation of voltage-gated potassium channel activity; sleep
Source: RefSeq, a predicted model, not a curated record
UUGGUAUUUCUCAUCAAACUUCGCGCGGUCAUACUGAGGCUCGUGUUGAUUCCAAUUUGUUAUUUUUUUGGCUUAAACGUAUUUAAGUUAAGUUAAACGAAGCGCACAACUAAUAUUUAGGAUGAAUAUGAACCCAGUAACUCGCUGCGCCUUUCUGCUGCUCACACUGGCCGUCUGUGGCAGCUUGGCCAUUCGAUGCUACCAAUGCUCCUCGGACCAAGAUCGCAAAGGCCACGACAGCUGCGGUGCCUACAAAAGAUUCAAUCGCACGGAGCACAUUGCCAUCGAGUGCAACAGCGAUGAGAGUCACAUGCCAGGAUCCUUUUGCAUGAAGGUGGUACAGCAAGGUCCUCGUGGAUUUAUCUGGGAUGGUCGCUGGCGGCAGGUGAUCCGACGUUGUGCCUCCGUUUCGGACACCGGAGUCACGGGUGUUUGUAAUUGGGGCGUCUAUGAGAACGGCGUGUACUGGGAGGAGUGUUACUGCUCCAACGACAGCUGCAAUGGCUCUAGCCUGCGGAAAAUUCACGGGUCUCUGCAGCUCCUCAUAGGAUUCCUCCUAAUUGGCGCCGCCUCGAGGUUUGUGAGAAGCUAAAUGGGAACUUUUGAAGAAAUCACAGUCCAAUUCCCCACCAUAACUACGAAGAAAGUGCCUUUUCACACACGCCUCUCUAUUAGUCUUUAAGCCAACGAUAAUAUUUUGAUACAAAAAAAAACCACGCACUCCGUCCAUUUGUCAGACUCGAAACACAAUCCAGAAAAUGUAAGGAUUAAGUUAAAUAGUUAAAUGGUAGAUUCGUACAAACUACUGUGUUCUCAAUUUCGAAUAAAAUAUAUGAUUGUAUUAAGAGAAAGGUAGUACACAUUCCCAACUUCUAUUUUAUAAAGAAUGUAAAUCGAAAUGUAACCUAAAGCGAUACAGCCACAAUCAAAAUAUAUUUAUAUAGUGUA